Suillus clintonianus is the source of this 669-nucleotide messenger RNA. RefSeq lists its product as uncharacterized. The record is from RefSeq and is a predicted model, not a curated record. Bases 1 to 669 code for a protein of 222 amino acids. The transcript has 6 exons. Lineage: Eukaryota; Fungi; Basidiomycota; Agaricomycetes; Boletales; Suillaceae.
AUGUUGACUCAAGUCAUUGCCCACUCUUCGCAGGCCUCGUCUUGGCGCAUGUACUUCCUUCCUCAAUCUCAGAUUUCCACACCACGACCUCAGCAGCACUCGGGGCGCUUCAAGAAACUCAGGCUCGCUAUGACAAGGAGUCCUCGGCCAGUUUCUCCACCACCUGUACCCACACCAGCACCGCCCACCGCCCCACCACUUGCUGCUACUCCUACGACCUUCACAGCCCACAGGGUGACGAUUUUCAACUUUCCAUCAUCACUUCAGCUUUACGACGAUCAAUGUACAGAGAUGCGGUCUAGGAUACUCUCUGUGACUUCCCCCAGUGCAUCACCAUUCGAGCAAAUUUUCCAGCUUGGUUCUGCUGCUGUCAUUAUUUUCGAACACUCUUUCUACGUUUUCGACCAGCGACGCCAUGCUAAGGACCAGCAAGAAUCUGUUCCCUCUGUUGAUGUCGCUCUUGAGCGGUAUAUGGCAUCUCCGCAUGCAAUUGCUGUCAGGGACGCAGUGAACACUGCCGUCCACGCAAAUCAAGGAAACUCGACUAAUUCGAAAGCAAAGCUAUUGUUUAGACGUUUCCGGAGGAAGGACAGACAACCUAAGGAUUACUCGGGUUUACUCGAAACCAUUCUUAAAAUCGCUUUAGAACAUCGCCUGCCACGACCUUGA